Molecule: messenger RNA, 1803 nt
Organism: Pestalotiopsis fici W106-1
Lineage: Eukaryota; Fungi; Ascomycota; Sordariomycetes; Amphisphaeriales; Sporocadaceae
Exons: 1
Coding region: 1-1803 (600 amino acids)
Molecular function (GO): protein binding
Source: RefSeq, a predicted model, not a curated record
AUGGCUUCCUAUGGAGACGAGAUCAUUCUCGAGGAUGAAGUCGAGCAUCAAAAAGACCUUGAAAGCUACAUAGAAAGCAAUGCUCGUCUACGAGGCUACAACCAGGCUGCUGCGCUCAAAAUCGAGCUUCUACAGAAAUCGUCAGGGAUUUUUCUCUGGGUGGCACUCGUGGUGCAUAUCCUGAAUAAAGAAUUCGCCAACGGCAGGACAGCCAACCUACGACAGCGGCUACGGGAAAUUCCUCCGGAUCUCAAUAAGCUUUUCGAAAUGUUAAUCGCACGGGACAGUGAGAACUUGGAAGAGUUCGACUGUUGCGUUCGUAUCAUUCUCCUCGCGAAAAGGCCACUCAGUCCACAAGAGCUAUACUUUGCUCUCCAGCAGAAGCGAAGUGCAAUGAAGAGUCUCACGUGGGACCGAUUAGAGACAUCAUACGAUGAUAUGAGACGAUUCAUUCUGGGCUGUUCGAAAGGCCUGGCUGAAAUCGUCAAGUCGCAAAGCGAGACUGUUCAGUUCAUCCACGAGUCUGUCCGAGAUUUCAUUGUCGAUAGAAGCACUACUUCCGGGCCACAAAUCCGCUCCAUUGGUGUUGUUCAAUCACAUGGACAUGAGAUGAUGCGCGACCUAUGUAUGCGUCAACUUAGUUCACUGCACGACAGUGUUCGGGAUUUACAAAAGCCAUUGGGAGCUAUUUCAUUCCAGCAAGCUCGAGACGACAUGCCAUUUUUGAACUAUGCUAUCGACAACAUCUUUCAUCAUGCGAAUUGCGCACAAGGUGAAGGCCACGAUCAACUAGAGUUCAUCGCCACCUUCCCCUAUUCGUUUUGGAUCGAGCUCAGCAACCUUUGCAGAGAACCCUGGCAUAACCGAUCUUCGCGCGCACACCCUCUGUACCUGUUUGCCGAGCAUAACCUGCAACACUUGAUUGCGGUCCAUCCUGAACUUCAACUUCAAUUCAAACUUGAAGGUGAGCGAUACGGUUUCCCGAUUCUGGCAGCAGCAGCGAAGCAAAACGAAGAGGCUUUCAAAGUACUUUUGCAAGCAUUUUCAAACGUACCAAUCCGGGACGAAAACGUCCGUCAAAUCAUGAAUAGUUUCGAACAUGGUACGAAUUUUCUCUACCAACACGGCGAAGCACUACUCAUAUAUCUCCUCGACUUUGACUGGAAGCCAGCCUUGGAAGGUUACUUUCAGGCUAUUCAAAUACAUCAAACCCCUGCCUUUACUGGCGAACUGGGUUUCGAGAUAUUGACGUCGCCAAAUGCGCAAAAGUACAUGGAUUUGCUGGUUGCUGGCGGCGUAGACCUCAACUCUCGCAAUCAUCGUGGUGAAACGGUCAUCUUUCAUGCUGCUAGGAAAUGGAACUUGGAGGCAAUUUCUUUCCUAAUAUCCCAGCUUCAUGUGAACCCCGAUUCAAAAGACCAGCAAGGGCGAACCCUUCUAUCACAUGCCGCAGGAGCAGCUGAUGAUGGAGCUUUCAACUUUCUUCUGGGACUGCGAAAUGUCGAGCCGGACUCUGUUGACUGUAAAGGCAUAUCCCCACUCCAAUAUGCUGUGAAGGCGGGCCAAAUGAAUCAUGAACAUGACGCACGGCUUGCCAUCAUUCGCGCUCUAUUGAUGACAAGGAAUGUCAAUAUUCUGCGGUGUUCGCCUUCUUCAGACUCCGCCAUGAGUAUAUCAAGAGACAUACUACGACAUCGAAAGAGAUACCUACACAGAAUCUACAUUGGAAAACCCCUAGAACAGCAUGUUAUAGACUUACUCCAAAAGUUUAUAGAUGAAGUAGAAGGUCAACGGGGAGGAUGA